AAAAAACUGCAGUUUCAAUAACCUGCAAAAAUGUUCACCCGUCUAGUUUGUGUCAAUGAUUAUGAACAACAUGCUAAAUCAGUACUUCAAAAGCCUAUAUAUGACUAUUACAGGUCUGGGGCAAAUGAUCAGGAAACUUUGGCUGAUAACAUUGCAGCAUUUUCCAGGUGGAAGCUGUAUCCUCGGAUGCUCCAGAAUGUUGCUGAAAUAGACCUGUCAACUACUAUUUUAGGACAGAGGGUCAGCAUGCCCAUAGGCGUUGGGGCGACCGCCAUGCAGUGCAUGGCUCACGUGGAUGGGGAGCUUGCAACUGUGCGAGCCUGCGCGUCCCUGGGAACUGGCAUGAUGCUGAGUUCCUGGGCCACCUCCUCUAUUGAAGAAGUGGCCGAGGCUGGUCCCGAUGCGCUGCGCUGGCUGCAGCUCUACAUUUACAAGGACCGGGAGGUCACCAAGCAGCUCGUGCAGCGGGCUGAAAGGACGGGCUACAAGGCCGUAUUCGUGACAGUGGACACACCUUACUUGGGCAACCGCUUCGACGAUGUGCGUAACAGAUUCAAGCUGCCGCCACAUCUCAGAAUGAAAAAUUUUGAGACCAAUGAUUUAGCAUUUUCUCCUAAAGAAAAUUUUGGAGACAACAGUGGACUUGCUGCAUAUGUGGCCAAAGCAAUAGACCCCUCUAUCAGCUGGGAGGAUAUUAAAUGGCUGAGGGGACUGACAACUCUGCCGAUUGUUGCAAAAGGCAUUUUGAGAGGUGAUGACGCCAGGGAGGCAGUUAAACACGGUGUGGAUGGGAUCUUGGUGUCGAAUCAUGGGGCUCGACAACUUGAUGGGGUGCUGGCCACUAUUGAUGCCUUGCCAGAAAUCGUGGAGGCGGCAGAAGGGAAAGUGGAAGUCUUCCUGGAUGGGGGUGUGCGGAAAGGCACUGAUGUUCUAAAAGCUCUGGCUCUGGGGGCCAAGGCAGUGUUUGUGGGGAGACCAAUCAUCUGGGGCUUGGCUGUUCAGGGGGAGAAAGGUGUCCAAGAUAUCCUUGAGAUAUUGAAGGAAGAAUUCCGGCUGGCCAUGGCUCUGAGUGGGUGCCAGAAUGUGAAAGUCAUCGACAAGACAUUGGUGAGGAAAAAUCCUUUGGCCGUUUCCAAGAUCUGACAGUGCACAAUAUUUUUCCAUCUGUAUUAUUUUUUUUUUCAGCGUGUAUUACUUGACAAAGAGACACUGUGCAGAGGGUGACCACAGUCUGUAAUUCCCCACUUCGAUACAAAGGGUGUCGUUCUUCUCUGACCAAAUAGCAAUCUCUUUUAGUUCAUUGCUUUUGACUUUUCAAUGGGUGUCCUAGGAACCUUUUAGAAAGAAAUGGACUUGCAUCCUGGAAAUAUAUUAACUGUUAAAAAGAAAACAUUGAAAAUGUGUUUAGACAACGUCAUCCCCUGGCAGGCGAAAGUGCUGAGAAACAGAAGAUAUCCUUUGGUAAAAUUGGAGGCAGCCAAAGUUAAGGUAUAAAGAUAAUGGAUGAGUAGAAAAAUAGGGGAAGGAAACAAACAGACAAACAGACAAAGGCACUCAGUGUUCUUUUUUACUUUAAUUGCUCUUUUUCACUUUAAUUAUUAUUCUUCUUAUUUGUGUGUGUGUG
This is a messenger RNA of Choloepus didactylus (southern two-toed sloth), 1624 nucleotides long. RefSeq names its product hydroxyacid oxidase 1 (gene HAO1). Gene Ontology annotation, molecular function: oxidoreductase activity; FMN binding. Lineage: Eukaryota; Metazoa; Chordata; Mammalia; Pilosa; Megalonychidae. The record is from RefSeq and is a predicted model, not a curated record. Bases 31 to 1143 code for a protein of 370 amino acids. The transcript has 8 exons.